AUGCCACUUUUAAGUAAGAAAAGGCCAGAAGGACUUGAACAAAAGAGCAAGUCAACAAUCAAUGUUCCCAUGUCAUUUCGUACCAUGAGUCGCAUGGGCCAGUCCAUGUCUUCUAUGAUGCCGACAAAAACCGAAGAAGAGCAAGAGACCCCUUUACCUUCGCUCAAUAUUCCAUCCAAAAACUGGCAAGCAGCACAAGACAGUCUUUUGCUUGAUAUCAGUCAAGUACGUCAAGCGAUGGAUUUGUUCCUGAACUCUCGUAUUUCAGAAGCAGAGGCUAUUCUUGAACCCAAACAAAACACAAGCUUAUAUCAUUCUUUGGGACAUUCAUUCAUUUUAUUCCUUAAGAGUAUGAUGACUUUCCAAAAGACAGAUAUUUCAGCGGCCAUAGAUGCAUUAAAGCACACCAUUCAAUUGGCUGAUGCUUUGCGCAAGAAAGAAAUAGGUUGGUUGGGUAGCAUUACCUCUUGGGUCAAGAGUAUGACUGUUCAAGAUAUCUUGAACAUGUCUCGAUUACAUCGUCAUGCUGAAUUGGUAUAUGCAGAAUCGUAUUUACUCAAGGCCUUACUCUGCAUUGUACAUGAUGAAAGUUUUGUUUCGUUCUUACGUGAAGGUCUUUAUGUAAGAUCCAGUUAUAACACUUACCGAACAUUACAAAAAUUCCUUAACCAUGUACGAGAUGAAGCUAUUCAAGGCAAGGAUAUCUCAUCAUGUGAGCUGGAUGAUCAUUUUACAUCUGGUGUCUCUCUCGGCGUGGGUUUGUUCAAUCUCAUGAUUUCUUUAUUGCCCACGUCUGUUGUUAAAGUGGUCGAAUUCGUAGGGUUCACAAGUGAUAGAGCACAAGGCAUGGAGAUUUUAGAGUCUGUAGGGGGUUGGGAAGAGUAUGCUGGUCUUGCUCCUACUGAGCUGCCCCCAACACAAGACUCCAAUGAAGGUUUACGCCGACAAUUUUGUGACAUGGCAUUGAUGAUGUACCAUAUCAUAUUGUCCAAGUUGGUGCCAUUGUCCGAUGUCAACGAAGAAUUAUCAGACCGCAUUUUGGCCUAUAAUCUCAAGUUAUAUCCUGAUGGCGUCUUUUUUCUCUACUUUUCGGGUCGUCAAUUAAGUGCUCAAGGAAGACUAACAGAAGCCAAGCUACAAUACCAAAAAGCCAUUGAUACACAAAAAGACUGGAAGCAACUUCAACACAUGUGUUUCUGGGAGCUAGGCCUCAUCAAUCUAUUGCAACAAAACUGGCAAGAAGCCCUUGUCUGUUACACCACACUGCAAAAGGAAAGUAACUGGUCUAAAGCCGUCUAUUACUAUUUACAGGCUAUUUCGCUUUACACGAUAUCUGAACAUCAAAAAGCACACGAAAUGAUGCAGAAAGUGACUGGAGCCAAGCAAAAGAUUGCAGGUAAAUCGAUUCCCUUGGAAAAGUUCGUUUCUCGCAAGGCGCGCAAAUUUAUUGCUCAAAACAACCGUUUGUUGUUUCCAGACUUGGAAGCAUUGAAUGCGUUUAGUGCAUUUGAUUUCAUGUCAGAAGACGUGUUGCACAACAAUCUGAACCGUACAACCACUGAGAUUCAACGUUUGGAGAAUGAAAAGAUACAUACGGAAGCAUUGAACUAUUAUGAUGACCUCUGUCUUAGCCAUUACUUGCGUGCUAUGAUCUUGCGUUUGUUGCUAACCAAGUGUGGUGAUAGUGACAAGGAAUCAGAAUGGAGAGCGUUGUAUAAAUCAUCUGUCCAAUGUGUGAUGGAGCAUGCAGACAAGAUACAGUUGGACCAUUAUAUUUACUACUUUACGCGCUAUGAAGAAGCCCGUAUGUUGAUAUAUGACAAACAGUACGAAAAAGCCAAAGAUGUUAUUCAGUCUAUUAUUAGAACAAGUGAAAAAGGAACAUUUAGCAUUGGUGCAGGUCCUCAUGCUAAAAACAAGUAUAGUCUGGAAAAUAACAUUUUAUUCAAGUGCCAUAACUGUCUAGCAGAAAUUGAGACAUUAUCUCAAUAA
Molecule: messenger RNA, 1992 nt
Organism: Gilbertella persicaria
Lineage: Eukaryota; Fungi; Mucoromycota; Mucoromycetes; Mucorales; Choanephoraceae
Exons: 2
Coding region: 1-1992 (663 amino acids)
Cellular component (GO): mitochondrial outer membrane; nucleus; cytosol
Molecular function (GO): protein binding
Source: RefSeq, a predicted model, not a curated record